ACAACUGCGGAAGUGGGUGAGCAGAGCCGCUCGAGCAUCCGCGCAACUGAUAGAGGACUGCUCUGUUUAAUAACAUUUCAGUUUCGGAUAAACUUCCAUCAAGAUGUCAGGUUUCGACAGUAACCCGUUUGAAAACCCAGUAGACGUCAAUCCUUUUCAGGAUCCCUCUGUCACACAGGUGACCCAUUCUGAAGUGGAUCCUAUAGAGCAGUACCAACCUUUUCCUGCCAAUGAUUCUGGAGCUCUGACAGGCACCACUAUCCCAGCCUCUACAGUCCCGUCCCAGCCUGCCGUGCUGCAGCCGUCUGUGGAGCCGAGCCCUCAGGCAACCGCAGCCGCAGGACAGGCCAAUCUGCUGAGACAGCAGGAGGAGCUGGAGAGGAAAGCAGCUGAGCUUGAGCGCAGAGAACAGGAGCUGCAGAGCAGAGAGAGAGUUACAGGCAAAGAGAACAACUGGCCUCCAUUGCCCAAAGCGUUUCCUAUAAAGCCAUGCUUCUACCAGGACUUCUCGGAGGACAUUCCCGAGCAGCACAGACGGCUCUGCAAAAUGAUGUAUUACCUGUGGAUGCUGUAUUCUGUGACACUGUUUUUAAACGUCCUGGCGUGUCUGGCGUACUUCACCGCUAAAGCUGAUUACGGAGUGGAUUUUGGCCUCUCCAUUCUGUGGUUCAUCCUCUUCACCCCCUGCUCGUUCCUCUGCUGGUAUCGGCCCGUCUACAAGGCCUUCAAGACUGACAGCUCCUUCAGUUUCUUUUCCUUCUUCUUUAUCUUCUUUGUCCAAAUUGCAGUGCUGAUUAUUCAGUGUGUUGGUAUACCCCGAUGGGGCAACAGCGGUUGGAUUUCAGCUCUCACCGAGAUCAGCGGCCACCUGGCUGUGAGCGCAGUGAUGUUGGUGGUUGCAGCUUUCUUCACCAUGUGCGCUGUGCUGUCAGUCAUCCUUCUUAAAAUGGUUCACUCUCAUUACCGGCGCACCGGUGCGAGCUUCCAGAAAGCGCAGCAAGAGUUUUCUCAGGGAGUUCUCACCAAUCGCACGUUCCAGACCGCAGCGGCAAAUGCAGCCACCUCAGCAGCCCAGAGUUCCCUCCAGAGGAACUAAAUACAGCCAAGAAAAGAGAAACCCGAUUCCCCUCAGAGCCACAGUGCCGUAGCGUACGCCUGCGCAGGCUGUGCAGCUCCCCCACAACGCUUUGGCCUUCGGACUGCAGAGACGACACUUUGGGAGUCCACAUACAUGAAGAUGAGGGAGGGGAUGAAGUUACAGCACCCAGUAACGUGUCUGUAUAUUUGUAUGUGUAUUGUGACUUUUUUUUUUUUUUUGCUGUAAACUAAAUUAAAGUUUAGCCACAUCGGUGAAGGUACAACAGAAUCAGCAGUGUGUCUGUAUCACAGAAUUACAGUGAACAAAAUGGACUUUUCUCCGAAGUGAUGUCUGCUUUAACUGGAUUCUUUUGCUUGCAUUUGGCUAAUAAAUCGUUGUGCUUGGAGCUUUUUUUUGUAACAUCUCCAAACAGUGGCCUUACCGUGCCUUGCAAUGUCAGCCUUAUUGUAUUCAUUCAUUUAAUACAUUACUGUUAAAGUGCCAUUUAAUUCUUGGGAAAAAUGCCAAAAAAAUGAAGGGGAACUGCUGUUUAUUCUAGUGUCAAACCUACAAAUGAAUGCCUUUUUCUGAAACAGCACUAAAGCCUGGAAUUGUAAAGUUUAAUGUAGUGAGUUGAUCAGAUAACCAGGGCUAAAAUGUAAAACAGUUCUGGCAGUUCCUCAGCUAAUUUUUUGAAGACCGCUCCCUUUUAUACGAUGAAGGAUAAAUAUCCAAAUGUUGGUGUCUGAUCUCUGCCUUGGCUGUAAAUAUAUCAAAAGAUUAAAUAUUAUCAAUGUUGA
This is a messenger RNA of Neoarius graeffei (lesser salmon catfish), 1878 nucleotides long. RefSeq names its product secretory carrier membrane protein 2 (gene scamp2). The transcript has 9 exons. Gene Ontology annotation, biological process: protein transport. NCBI's taxonomy places the organism in Eukaryota, Metazoa, Chordata, Actinopteri, Siluriformes, Ariidae. Gene Ontology annotation, cellular component: recycling endosome membrane; trans-Golgi network membrane. The record is from RefSeq and is a predicted model, not a curated record. The coding region runs from base 104 to 1096 and encodes 330 amino acids.